AUGAAUCAUAAAAUCCUUAGAUAUGCGGGUGACAUAGCCGUUCUUGGUAGUAACCAAGAGAACAUUGAGAAACUCGCACAGACUGUCAGGGGAGACGUUGAAAAAAGAUCAAUAACGGCCGUAAGAUCCGGCCAACAACCCGAAAAAAGAUACAUCGCAGCUCUAGCAAAAAAUGGAGACUAUCCAAGGCUAGCUUGGAAUAAAAAAUACCAUUCCUUAGAAGAUAUACCGUUUGGACAAGAUCCUAUAGAAGAUUCCAAAAGAUAUCUUGGGGCCCUUGCACGAACAGGCGACCUUAGAGUUGCAAGGGAACGCGAGGAUAAAAGAGACGACGUAGAUAGUCUGAUAAGAGACAUAGCAUCGGCUGACGACCUCAGAAGACUUCGCCUUGAAGCAUUGAGAGAAGAGUUGAUGAAGGAAAGAGAUGAUGAACCGGAGCAGGAUGAUGAUACCGAUAAUGACAAACGAUCUUUGGCUUCCAUUGCCAGGGGCGGUGGCAUACCUGGGAAAAGGAGCGUAGAAGCCUUGGCGAGAAUCGGUCUCCUAAAACCGAUUACAACCACACACGACUUCACAGACGAUUUAAAUGACUAUGAAAAGAAAAUAUCCUCUGACGAAUUCGAAGAUGAAAAACGUGGAGGGAUUUCGUCUCUGGCCAGAAAUGGUUACUACAAUAACAAAAGGACAGUUGAUGAGGAAUUGGAAGAGCUAAUGAACGAAGUAUACGGUAUUGGAGAGAAGAGAAAUGUCGCAUCUCUAGCUCGAGGUUUUAAUCUACCCCAAAACGGAAAGAGAAGUGAAGAAAUCGAAGACAAAAGGAAUCUACAAUCGAUCAUGAGGGACCGCGGUGGUAAAAGGGAUGGAUAUACAAACAAUGCUAUUCCGUUCGUCAACAAUGAGAAGAGAAACGUUGGUGCACUCGCUAAGAACAGAGACUUUCCGUACGCAUACCGCUUUGGAAAAAGAGAGGUAUCAGAAGCCGAUACUGAUGAAAUGUCCAAACGAUACGUCGCAACGUUGCUUCGAGAUGGCCGCCUGCCCAUUGGGCCAGAUGCAACUCCAGAACAUGAAACAAGUAACCUAAAAGACGAUAACUCUGCAACUGAAGGUAAAGAGUCAACUUCUCAAAUCACUGAGGAUAAAAACCAAUCUGUGAGGCGAAAAAAAGACAUCUCCGAAGUUGAAAAGGAAGAAAACCACACACGCAGUAAAAGGGAAACGUUCAUCGCUCCUAUUGCCGGAGAAGUAGCAGUGCCGCCGUCCGGGGACUUGCACUUUGGAGGUAUGCUAACCGACAACAGAUGGGCCGACGAAUCUUCGCCGCUGAACAAACGGUUCUUUGGUGUGGAUCCUUGGACCAGCCCGGAGAAGAGGCACAUCGGCGCUCUGGCACGAGGAGGCUGGCUCCCCAGGGCCUACCUUCGAUCAGGACGCCAGCCCAGGUCCGUCUGCAUGAGGUCUGAACAACCCCCUCAUCCAGCAUUCUACAUCCCACCAACAUCCCCUACUUUCAAACUCAAUUCCUCCUCACUACCCUAA
Nezara viridula (southern green stink bug) is the source of this 1539-nucleotide messenger RNA. Lineage: Eukaryota; Metazoa; Arthropoda; Insecta; Hemiptera; Pentatomidae. The record is from the annotation of a GenBank genome assembly.